CCACAAAAUAAAAUCACUUGAUGAUUGAUGACCCCAGCGACAAAACUCAUAUAAGUCCAAAAGACUUAUAAACGCCUCGAUCAGCAGAAAUCUCUUCAGGUCUCCAACUCAAACCCACGAAAAUACAAAACGUAUACCCAUCAAUCAUAUCCACUCAGUGUUCAUUGGCAUCCAUGGCUUCAGUCAAUUUAGCUGUGGUUCUACUGUUGAUAAUGGCAUUCAUGUCUCAGGUGAUCGAUGCAGUCGUAUACAAGGUGGGAGACUCUGCUGGUUGGACCACCAUUGGCAACGUUGACUACAAACAAUGGGCUGCUACUAAAACUUUCCAAGUUGGUGAUGUUAUUGUUUUCGAAUACAACUCCCAAUUUCACAACGUAAUGAGAGUAACGCACGAGAUGUACAAGACAUGUAAUGCCUCUGCCCCAUUGGCAACCUAUACCACAGGCAAUGACUCAAUCACCAUUAAAACUCGUGGCCACCAUUUCUUCUUCUGUGGUGUACCUGGCCACUGCCAAGCUGGCCAGAAGAUUGAUAUUAACGUCCCUCGCAAUGAUCAAGAAAUGUCCCCAUCUCCCUCUGCUUCUGCUUCUGCUUCUCAACCUUCAACGCUCUCUCCUCCAGUUCCUGCUGCCAGAGUACCGGGCCCUUCCUCCAAUCAAGCCGUGCUAAUCAAACCUUUCAUUUCUAUUGCUGUUUUGGGAAUUUUUGUGUUCAGUUUUGCUUAAUUUUUUCCAAAUUUUGAACCUAGUUGUUAUACACAACGCAAUAAUUAAUGUAUUACAUUAGAUUUACAAUUGUGGUCUUUAAUGUAUUUUUCGAUCUCUGUUACUGCUA
Molecule: messenger RNA, 834 nt
Organism: Jatropha curcas
Lineage: Eukaryota; Viridiplantae; Streptophyta; Magnoliopsida; Malpighiales; Euphorbiaceae
Product: Cupredoxin superfamily protein
Cellular component (GO): plasma membrane
Molecular function (GO): electron transfer activity
Source: RefSeq, a predicted model, not a curated record